Messenger RNA from Helianthus annuus (common sunflower), 792 nucleotides. RefSeq names its product magnetosome-associated protein MamJ-like. Lineage: Eukaryota; Viridiplantae; Streptophyta; Magnoliopsida; Asterales; Asteraceae. The record is from RefSeq and is a predicted model, not a curated record. The coding region runs from base 1 to 792 and encodes 263 amino acids. The transcript is spliced from 3 exons.
AUGGCCUCGCCCUGCACCGGCGAUUCGGACACCACUAGACCUAUACCUGUAGUAUCAGACGACCUAGCCUCUUCAGAGCAUGAGGCGCACACAUCGGACGUUUCUAGCACGGAUGAGGACGACUUCCAGCCCUUCGCACUACCUGACGGGGCUGAUGAGCUUGCCGAUGGCCCUCCCGUUGAGUACCUACCAUUAGUAGAGAUUCCGGCACCUAUACCCUUAGCCGUUUAUCCUGCGUAUGAUUUGCUUCUUGACGCCGAAGCUGACGGCGAUAUUGAUCUGUAUGACGAUGAGCCCAUAGAGGAUGAUGAUCUUCUAGAGGAUGAGAUCCAGGACGCGGCCCUACUUCCUGCUGGCGAUCUUCUGAUGAUCGCUGAUGCUCCCGCCGAGGAUUCGCCUGCGCAUUCUCCGCCCAUGGAGGAUCCAGCUGACCCAGUCGAUCCUAUUGACCUCGAGUUCGAUUUCGAGAUGGCUUUUGAUGACCCCGAGCCUGCCGUCGCUCCUGAGCAGGCAGUUGCUUUAGACCCUAUACUUGAUCAUGACCCCGUGCAUAUUGACAUCCCUAUUGAGCCUGUUCUAGCUGACCCGCCUAUCGAUGAUCACCUUAUGGAUGCUCCAUUGCUGGAGGGUGAUCACGUCGUUGCUGUCGAUCCUGCUGUUCCCCCACCUGUUGUUGAUAUACCUGUUGACCAUCCUGUCGAUCACAUUGCACCCGUUCACCCUAUUGUUGCUUCCCCACCUGAUCCCGAAAUUGAUGAUAAUCCUACGAGAAAUCUACUUAGGAUGGAUUAG